UCAAUGAAGAACAAGUUGAAGAUAUGGUCAAUGGAUGGAAAGAUUUUUCAACAUUAAAAACCUUAAAAGUUCAGAUAAACAAACAUCUUUCGACUAUCGUUUCAAAUACACCAUUUCUUAGAAAAAUUUACAUUAAUAAAGGAGAUAUUCAUUUCCUUUUACCUCUUCUAGCCUCGCCAAUUCCCUCAAGAACGUUAACAUCCAUAACAUUACAUAAUGUUAAGUUUGAUAAAUCAGAUCAAUGGGAACUUUUGUCAUCUUUACACAAUCUUGAAAAGCUAAAGUUAAUUGUUUGUUGGAUUCACCCAGAUGUAGAUUCUGAUGCUAGACAAGAUAUGAUUUUUAAAGUUACAAAUAUUAGAUUUAAGAAAUUAAAAUUAUUC
Dentiscutata heterogama is the source of this 383-nucleotide messenger RNA. NCBI's taxonomy places the organism in Eukaryota, Fungi, Glomeromycota, Glomeromycetes, Diversisporales, Gigasporaceae. The record is from the annotation of a GenBank genome assembly.